AUGACUUAUCCCACCCGCCAACUGUACUACGACGGCAAGCGUCAGAAUGCGACUUCCCAUUCAACUUUUCAGACCGUGGAUCCGGCAACCGCGAAGCCUGUAGGAGAAGUCCAAGCUGCUUCACACGCCGAUAUUGAUAAAGCUAUUGCUUCUGCACAAUCAGCUUUUCCAUCAUGGUCGACCACUCCUCCUAUCGAGAGAUCUCGUAUUCUUCUGAAAGCUGUUGCCCUUCUCCGGGAACGCAACGAUGAAAUCGCAAAGGUUGAGACUCAUGAUACUGGCAAGCCUUUCUCGGAAACCAGCACUGUGGAUGUCGUUACUGGUGCCGACGUGCUCGAAUACUAUGCCAACAUGGUUGCCUCUGGCGGAUUGAAUGGUGAGACUACUCAACUUCGCCCAGACGCAUGGGUCUACACCACCAAGAAUGCUUUGGGUGUCUGCGCAGGUAUUGGUGCUUGGAACUAUCCUAUUCAAAUCGCUCUCUGGAAGUCUGCACCUUGCCUCGCGGCAGGCAACUGCAUGGUUUACAAGCCCUCAGAGUUCACGCCUCUGCACGCACAGAUUCUGGCCGAGAUCUACACCGAGGCUGGCGUACCCGCUGGUGUCUUUAAUGUCGUCCAAGGAGCUGGAGACGUCGGUGCAUACCUGACUGCUCACCCCAAGAUUGCCAAAGUCAGUUUCACAGGUCAAGUCAGCACCGGCAUGAAGGUCGCCGGCUCCGCUGCUGGCAACAUGAAAUACGUAACCAUGGAACUCGGCGGCAAGUCACCCCUAAUCAUCCUGCCUGACUGCCCCGUCGAGAACGCGGUCGACGGCGCCAUGAUGGCAAACUUCUUCUCCACCGGUCAAGUCUGCACAAACGGCACCCGUGUCUUCGUACCCAGAAAAAUAGUACCCGCAUUCGAAAAGCGUCUCCUCCAGAAAAUGGAAUACGUCCGCGCAGGCGACGUCAUGGACCCAAACACCAACUUCGGCCCUCUAGUCAGCAAAGUUCACUACCAAAAAGUGCUCGACUACAUCCGACACGGUGUGCAAGAAGACAAGGCCAAACUCAUCUACGGCGGCGCCGAAAAGCCCUCUUUCUCCGGUGCAAGCUCAGAGGGCUUCUGGGUUAAGCCCACAAUCUUCACAAACUGUACUGAUGACAUGCGUAUCGUGAAGGAAGAAAUCUUUGGGCCUGUCAUGUCGAUUCUUGCCUACGAUACCGUGGAGGAGGUUGUCAAGCGUGCAAACGAUACACCCAUGGGCUUGGCCGCCGGUGUCUUUUCGAACGAUAUCAAUGCCGCUCACAAGAUUGUCGCCCAACUGCAGGCCGGUAUCACAUGGGUCAACACUUGGGGCGAGAGUCCCGCCGAGAUGCCCGUGGGUGGUUGGAAGCUCAGUGGUGUUGGUGUGGAGAACGGCCGCAAGGGCCUCGAGGCAUGGGUCAAGAAUAAGAGCACUCUGGUCGAGAUGGGUGGUGUUGUUGGCACUGUCUUUGCCAAGCUGUGA
Molecule: messenger RNA, 1491 nt
Organism: Aureobasidium vineae
Lineage: Eukaryota; Fungi; Ascomycota; Dothideomycetes; Dothideales; Saccotheciaceae
Source: the annotation of a GenBank genome assembly